AUGCCUUGGUACUCGCCGUGGUCAGAUCACAUUGCAAAAAGUGUCUGCAAAUAUCUUUUACAAAGAUAUUUGGGACAAUUUCUGGAAGAAAAAUUGACAUUAGAUCAAUUAACUGUGGAUUUAUACAAAGGGAUUGGAAUUAUAUCUGAUGUUGUCUUGGACGUACAGGCAUUAAAUGAAGUGGCAGAACAACAGAAUAUUCCAUUUGAGUUUAUUGAUGGCUUCAUUGAAAAAAUGUCAGUGUCAGUACCUUGGUCUUCCAUCCUCACUGAUGCCACUAACAUUGAAGUUGAAGGUUUAUCCUUGACCAUUAAAAAUGUGGAAAGAGAUAAAACUAGGGUGUCUAUGAUUGAAUCAAUGUGGAGUAGUAUGACUACUAGCUUGCAAUUAGCUGAAGAUUGCAUGAAAAAAGAAAGAGAUAUAUCUAGUGAUAGUGGAAAUCAAGCUUUUGAAGGAAUUGAAAGUUUUGCUCAUACAAUAGAUUCAAUAUUAAGUCGAAUCAGAGUAAAAUUUUUUAAAACCGUUAUUAGGCUGGAAGAAGUUCCUGAAAACUUUCCAGUAGGAAUUGCUUUUGAAAUUAACAUUCAAUUAAUGGAAUAUUUCGAUGAAGCAGCUGCCGAAGAAACUGAAAACAUUAAACAUGAUUUUCAAAUGUCUGCUUUUUCUACAAAGAAAAUUUAUCUAGAAGGUGUUUCAUUAUAUUCAGAUGAAUUUUCCAUUUUCCCUUCGACUGAUAUUAUUAAAUCAACAAUGUCUGAUGAUGUUGAUAAGUACACCGAUGCUCAAUCAGAACCCUCCCAACAAUCUGUUAUGAAUAUACUUAUUGGGAAAUUGGCUGGCAGGCAAGAAAUAACGAUAAGAUUUAAAAAGGAAGGAAUUGAAGGUCCAAAAAUUGAUUUGCAAAUCACUUUAGGUGCUUUAACAUUUUUUUUAAGUCCUCAUCAAGCUUAUUGUUUAAUGAUUCUUAUAAGUGGAGUCACAUCUUCGGCACAAAAAUCAAGGAGAAAUGUUAAAAAUGAGUGUCGUCAAAAACUAAUGAAAGAAUCUGAUUUUACUAAAAUAGAACAAGAACUUCAAUUAGGUUUAAAUCAAGUAUUGGAAAAUCAAUCGAAAGCAUUAAAUAAUCAGGGUUGGGUCAAUACUUGUUUAGAUCACAGUGAAGAAGACGAUUUUGUUCCUCUUCAUCUUUCUUACGGUUUAAAUGAUAGUGUCAUGUCUUCUACUAAUAGUAUGUGCAGUUCUGCUACUUCAUUAACCAGUGCAUCUUCUUAUCAACAAAAAAUCCCUUCGACACGGGCAAAAAAAGGAUCUUUUUCAGGCAAUGAGGACCUAGAUUCAAAUUCUAUAGUUUUUCAUUUUCACAUAUUAUUAAGCAGUGUAGCCGUUAUACUUCUUCACGAAGAUGUAUUGACUCUGACAACAGAAUCUCAUGGUGGUGGCACAAUAUCUAAUUCAUCGUAUGAAGAAAUGAAAAAUUUGUCAAAUGAAUUUUUCGAAAAGUUAAAACAUUUUGUCGGUUCGGGUUACGGAAAUAAAGAUUUUCAAAAAGCUAGAAAAAUUUUUUUAGAUGUUUGCGAUCUUAAUCACAUUAGGUUUUUAGCAGCCCCAAUAAUUAUAGAAGGAAGCGAAACAUCAUCCACACAAAAAUCCGUUAUUCAAGGUCAAUGUACAGCAUGUAGUUUAGAAAUAUUAGAAUGUUUAAUUGAAAAAAAGAUGGAAGGGGAAAAAAGUGUGCAAUACGUCGAAAACCGAAAGAACUUAUUAAAAUUUAAAAAUUCCGAUAAUGAAUCUUCGCAGUCGUUCACACAACAGCCAAACGUGACGAUUAAUUUUAAAUUAUUCGAAAGUGAUUCUUCUUCUUCUGGUAAAAAGGGUAGAAAAUACAUCAGACCUAAAUCGGAAUUUGCAUUUGAUUUUCAACCGUUUGAAACUGAAAUUGACAUCACGAUUGUUGAUAGAAUAGUAGCAAUUAUAAAUCCCGAAUUAUUUUUUAACGGAAAAAUUAGCGAAACCGUUUUACCUUCAUCUUCAAAUUUGGUAAAAAAAAUUAACCUAAUUGAUAGCAUUUCAUAUCCCGAUGGAAAACAAUCUAUUAAAAUCACUUCUUCUUUUGUUACAUUUAAAAUAAGAUUUCCCAUUCCAGAUCUUAGACCCAUUCACGACAUGGAUAAACCUCCUUGGUGGAAAAGAUCCGUUAGAAAAGAUAUUAUAUAUUUGGACGUGAAUGAUAUAACGGUUCGAACCGUCAUCACACCUCUGGAACCUUUUUUCAAAUACGAAAUUGAAUUUAGAGAUUUCAUUGCUAAAUUUAAGGAAUCCGAUGGAGAUAAACCAGUCGAAUUUGCCAAAGCUUCCGUUGUUUCUAAUAAUAACUCUUACGAACGUGGCGAAGAUGGAUUCGAUUGGCCCAGACUUACGAUAUUCAUAUACCCGAAAAUGAGUUCAAAUCAUUUAGAUGAUGGCGACGUUCCCGUCAGUCAAUACAAAUCGUCCAGUCACAAUUUAGGUCAAUCCUUAGUUUCGACUUUGGAGAACACGACGAAAAAAGAAAGUUCUCCAUUCAGUUGUAAAAAAGUAGUGCACGAAAGCGAUACGCCACACUCGAAGAAAGAAUCAUCAUCGUUUGGAGAAAAAGAUGGCGAAGAACUUGUAAUACCCGGUGACAAUACUGAAAUGUCGGAAUUUAUGGAUUUCGCAUCCGUUAACACGAGAGUUAAGAUUGAUGUGAUGUUGCCGACAGCUUCCCUUGUUUUUCUAUCCAAACACAUGUACGAAGUUAUUUACAAUCGAAUUUCAAAUGAUUUGUUGUUGUGGGAAUCGUCUGCUCCUGUGCAAAAUAAUUUUUUCAGUAAUUCAAAAUCGAAAUUUCAAUCAGGUUCAGAAGGUGAUAAUAAUUUUGCACCGACUUUUAGCCUCUGUAAAUCUGCCGCACAAUGCGAAUCCGAUUCGGAUUCGGAAUCUCAGGAUGGUAUUUUUUAUUCGGUUUACGAACAAAAACAAAGACACAAAAAAAAACAGUUGUUGGAAAACAAUAGUUUGACGGGUCAAAGCAAAGUCGUUUUAAAAUUAAACAUUAAUCAAGGAUUGUUUAGUGUUUAUGCUCCCGUUAGGGAUUCCCUGGGUAACGUCAUUCCAAGACAAAACGGACAUUUGUAUAUUUCUUUCGAAGAGGGAAAUUUAUUUUUAGUUUCCGGGUUCAAAGGAAAAACGGAUUUGGAUUAUUUUUGCGUUCAAGUGACUCAUUUUUCUUUUCAUCACAAUGGUUCGAUUAACGACGCAGUCGAACAACCUGUUCUCUAUACGUUCGAUAAUCCAACGCCCAGCCAUUUGGAAUUGACCGUUAAAAAAACGGAAAAAUGUGCCUUAAUUAAUGAAUCGGCUUUCGUCGGGUCAGGCUCAUCGAAAAGUUGUAACAUGUUAACAGUUGCCGUUCGCGUACAAAAAAAUAUAUCGCAGGGAUUGAAGAUGUUUCUCGUCGCCAUUGGAAUCAGAGAAGCAACACUAAUUCAUAAAGUCUGCAGCGAACAAAAUAGUUGGUUUACUCAAUUAAUUGAUUUUUUCGACGUGACCGACUAUCCGAUUGCGGGUUACGACCCAAACACGGUUUUGUCAGAGAUAAACGUACAUUUAUGGAAUUGCAGCGUUGAUUACAGGCCUUUGUACCUUCCUUUGCGAUCCGUGCUCACAAUCGGAAAUUUUAACAUUUCAAGUAACAUAGCUGCUCAAAGUUCUUCGACGCUGCGAUUUAUAGCAGAAGAUGCGGCUUUUUUCAUAUCCGAUAAAACUGGCGUACGUUUCGCUGAUUCUCCUGCGGAUUUAAAAAACGAUUACAUUUGCGUCAUAGAAUUAGGAUUGUUUGAAUUGUCAUUGAGAUUGAGUGAAAAAAGUCAAACGAAUCCGAAAAUAGAUUUGAGGGCAUCGGGAAACGUUGCACACAUUUGGACUUGUUCGGAUUCUGCAAAAGCGUUAGCGGAUUUAUUAAUGUAUUUUGCGUCGGACGGCGAUAUUAAUUUUAACGAAUCGAACAGAGAAGAAUCGGGAAAAGUUAACACUACGGUAAAAUCCGAUGCGGAAGAACAAAUACUGAUUAAAACGGAAGACGGCGAUAAUUUACACAGUUUGUCUAAAUCACAAGUGGCCUUAGUCAACGAUUUAAUCGAAGAAGCCAUGAAAGAAUCUAAAAUAGCCGAGGGAAAUAAUAAGAAAGGAAGUGGCGGUAAAGAAGACUCGAGCAGGGCGAAUCGUUUGAAAACGACAAACGAGGACGAAGAAGACAAAGUUUUUAGUUUGGGUUCCGAGUCUAACGAUUUGAGUAAUUCGAAUUACGAAGAUAAGGAUGAUGGUUGGGAAAAGGAAUUUUACAUCGUGCAAAAUGAAGCCGGAAUGGGAAUGAUGCCGAAGAAAGGUUUGCCAGAGGUUAGAAAUCUUACCAAAACUCCAAUUCGACUUGUGGAUAACCACUUUUCAAUACCUUUGGAAAAAGCCGAUUUACUACGAUCGCCAAAACAUUAUCCAAAGCCCGAUUUGCGUUACAUGCUGAGAGAAAUGUCAUUGAUAUGGCACAUUUACGGAGGAUGUGAUUUUGAUACCAAUUCAACAAAUUCGAAAAAUAAAAUUGAUUCUAAUCAAAAAUUAGGGGAUCAUUUGAAUUGGAGGCAAAAAGGGGGAACGAAUAGACGCCAUGAUAUUUUAAUGGAACUUCAAUUGAAUAAAGUGAGAUUUCAACACGAAGUUUACCCGGAAAAUACAACAGAAGCUUCCCGGCAAGUUUUAUUAGUACAAGAUGUGGAAUUGAGGGAUAGACUCGCGACGAGUACAAUAAAUAAAUUUCUUUAUCAAUAUUCGAGCGAAGCUAAACCUAAACAAUCUCAGGCACCCAUGGUUGUCGUUAAAUCCGUACUAAUGAGAUCGGAUCCGAAAAUAAACGUUCAAGAAUGUUGUUUGAAAGUUUCGUUACUUCCGUUACGAUUAAACAUCGAUCAGGAUUCCAUAUUGUUUUUGUUUAAAUUUUUUAGCGAAUUAUCCGGUGACAAUAAAGAAGAUGAAGAAGACUGCAGUUCGAGAACUCAAACGCCAAAGCAUCAAGUGCCAGUUAUGACGGUUAACGUAAAAGGAAAUUCUCAAGUUUCUCACUCGGAACCUCAACAUUUGCUUAUUGAUCUUGAAGAAGAAAGUCAAAAAAAAAUAAUGUCAAAUUCAAAGAACAAAAGGAAAAAAUUCAUUCCGAAAAACAAACCCCCCUCUCAACCUAUAUUUAUUAGGUGUUUCAUAUUCAGUCCGGAAGUUCCGGUUAAAUUGGAUUAUCACGGGAAGCGAGUUGACAUGUCACACGGGUCAUUGGCUGGCAUACUUAUGGGUCUCGGACAAUUAAAUAAUUCCGAGCUAAGGUUAAGAAAAAUAUCUCACAGGCACGGCCUUUUAGGUUUUGAUAAAUUAUUAAAUUUCGUAUUGUUGGAGUGGGCCAACGAUAUAAAAAAAAAUCAAUUGCCCAGUUUGCUCGGCGGUGUGGGUCCAAUGCAUUCUCUUGUUCAACUAAUUCAAGGAAUUCGAGAUUUGCUGUGGUUACCCAUUGAACAAUAUCAAAAAGACGGGCGUUUAAUGAGGGGAUUUCAAAGAGGAGCCAAUUCUUUCACGACUUCGACCGCAAUGGCGUCACUGGAAUUAAUUAGUCGAUUAAUACAAAUUAUACAAACGACGGCAGAAACGGCUUACGACAUGGUAUCUCCCGGGCCCAGCGUCAAAACGAACAGGCAAAAGGGUAAAGGAAAAACGAAACGGUAUUCUCAACCUGCGGAUAUAAGGGAAGGAAUGGCGAUAGCGUAUUUGGUCGUGAAAGAGGGCAUUGGAGAAACAGCGAAAACCAUUGUAAGAGUUGCCAGUGAGGAACACGAACAAAAAGGUGUUACAGGUGCUGUGGGAGGAGUGCUCCGACAGAUACCUCCAACGGUCGUCAAACCAAUCAUUCUUGCCACAGAAGCUACAAAUAAUGUAAUUGGAGGCGUGAGAAGUCAAUUGGUGCCGGAUGCCAGGAAAGAAGCCGUAGAAAAAUGGAGAAGAAUGGAUUUAUGA
Messenger RNA from Pediculus humanus corporis (human body louse), 6069 nucleotides. RefSeq lists its product as uncharacterized. Gene Ontology annotation, biological process: reticulophagy; piecemeal microautophagy of the nucleus; autophagosome assembly. The record is from RefSeq and is a predicted model, not a curated record. Bases 1 to 6069 code for a protein of 2022 amino acids. Gene Ontology annotation, cellular component: phagophore assembly site; extrinsic component of membrane. NCBI's taxonomy places the organism in Eukaryota, Metazoa, Arthropoda, Insecta, Psocodea, Pediculidae. The transcript is spliced from 30 exons. Gene Ontology annotation, molecular function: phosphatidylinositol-3-phosphate binding.